This is a messenger RNA of Diachasma alloeum, 861 nucleotides long. RefSeq names its product golgin subfamily A member 6-like protein 22. NCBI's taxonomy places the organism in Eukaryota, Metazoa, Arthropoda, Insecta, Hymenoptera, Braconidae. The record is from RefSeq and is a predicted model, not a curated record. The transcript has a single exon. The coding region runs from base 1 to 861 and encodes 286 amino acids.
AUGGCGUCAGUAUACGAGUCGGUGGGAGCGUCAGCAGAGGACUCGGAGUCAGAGAGGUUGAAAGUGAGGAGGAGGGGAAGAAUGAGCGAGGCGGAAGCGAAGCUGAGGAAUAACCUGAGGAAACGUAGAGUGGCAGCGUUGGCAGGGGGGGAAAAGGAUAGGAAAAGGGAGAGAGAAAGAAAGGAAGAGGAGAAGAGGACGGCAGAGGAUAGUGAGAAGAGGAUGAGAAGCUCGGAUUCGGAGGAUUCUUCAGGUAGAGGGAAUAGAAGCAAGAUAAGGAAGAAAGGGCAAGAGAGUGCAAUAGAAAUGCUGGUAAGGACAAUGGAGUCUUUCAGAUUGGAAACGUUUGAAAGGCUGAAGGAAGUGAAAGAGGACAGUGGGGCGACGAGGGAGGAGGUUAAGAAGGUUAAGGAGAGCAUAGAGAAGUGGGAGGAAAAGUGGGGUGAGGAAAAGAAGAAAAUAUGGGAGAAGAUGGGCGACAUGGAGAAACAGUCACUGGAAUCGGAGAAGGAGAGAAGGAAGGCUGAGGAAGAGAAUGCUAGGAGGAUGGUAGAGUUGGAAAAGAAAAGCGAGAAGAUAGAUCAGCUAGAGAAAGCAGUAGGGGAGUUAAAGGCACGAGGAAGCAAGGAUGAGGGGGGUACCGGGGGGAGAACAAGCGAAUCCACAGGUAGAAGAAAGGGUAAGGGUGUUGGAAAUAAGGGAGAAGAAGCUAGAGAGGGAGAGAAGAAAAAAGAAUUUGAUAAUCAGGAAAAUAAUGGUGGGAGAGGGGAACGUGAGGAGGGAGGUGUAGGAGCUAAUCGAGAAUGUACUGGAGGUAGAGGCAAAUAUAAAGUGGGUACGCAAAAUUGGGGGAACGGAUAG